Messenger RNA from Cariama cristata (Red-legged seriema), 1169 nucleotides. RefSeq names its product parathymosin (gene PTMS). The record is from RefSeq and is a predicted model, not a curated record. Bases 1 to 264 code for a protein of 87 amino acids. NCBI's taxonomy places the organism in Eukaryota, Metazoa, Chordata, Aves, Cariamiformes, Cariamidae. The transcript has 4 exons.
AUGAAAGAAAAGAAGGAAAAACCUGAGGAAAAAACAGUCCACAAAGAAAAGAAGAAAGAGAUAGUAGAGGAUGAGGAAAAUGGAGCUGAAGAGGAUGAGGAAGAGAAUCCUGAUGAUGUGGAUGAAGAAGAAGGUGGUGAUGAGGAUGAAGGAGAUGAGAAUGGGCAAGAGCAGGAUGGUCACGCAGAAAAACGAUCUGCAGAGGAGGAGGAGGAUGAAGUGGAUCCAAAGAGACAGAAGACAGAAAACGGGUCUUCAGCUUGAGUCCUCCCCUCCCAUCUCCUCUGUUCCGUCCAUCUCUCUUCCUCCAUUCCAGCCUGUGCUUGCACUGUCCGUUAGCCUCUGGCUUCACACAAUCUCAGAUGAGGAAAGAUUAGAAAUGCUCUCAAACAGGGAAGACAGCAGUUUCCUUCUCACCUGAAGACCUAGCCCAUCUGUGACAUUCCCCAGCUGAAAUCGUUCCAGUCCCCCACAUCCCUUCAGCUGUGCCCUACAUUCAGAUGAUCAUUCUCUUCCCUCAAGAAUCUCAUUGUUUCCUGGGGCCUGGUACAUAACCUUGCCAGCCCCGUAUGUCAGGCUCCUCACAUGGCAAGCACCUCUCCUUCCCUCUUCACUUGCUCUCCUUUUUUUGUCACCAGUAUGACUGAGAUUCUUGAUAUCCUCUGCUCCCCAGACCUGCUGUCAGAUAUCCUCCCUGAGUCCAGGAGCCUGCGGGCACAGAUCUCAUGGUGCAUUUUCCAGUCCUAGACCUUCUCAUCUACUUUCCCACUGAACCCUGAGAGACAAAGAAAAAGAAUAUUACAAGCAAAUAAUGGUUCUAUUAAAUCACACACACGGAGACAGAAUUUAAGCUUUUUUUUUUCCAAGUUUACAUGACAGCAAGCUGGCCCUCGUGAAUUUUUCGGAAGAUAAGGUUGUUUUUAUAUAUGAAAUUCAUCUGAACUGCGUAUUUUUUUAAUUUGGAGGCUUUUUUAAAACAAAUCAAGAGAGAAACAAUUGGGGACCAAACUUUUGAUUUCCAUUUUUUCCCUUCAGAUUUUCUUGUGACCAUUUUUUGUAAAUUAAAGGCAAUACAGCCACAGCAUUUUCUAUGGCACAGACAUCACGAGGAUGAUAUAAAUAUAUAUAUUGUUUUCAACUAGCACUGUAAAUAAAAGCGUUUAAAAAUA